GUGGUACUCUGGUACAAAUAUAUAAUAAUAGUAGACGAUGGUAGAUAAUGAUAAAAUUGGUUCAAAGUUCAUUUCAUUAAAAUGAUCUAAAAUAGAUGUUUUGUAGUUAUAAUAAACUCGGUUAUUUUUUUUAAAGUCAAAUGAAGGAAAUACUAAUUUUUUAAAAAUAUUAAAAAAAGUAUUAAAUCUCAACCAUCACUCCAUCUAAAAUUAUAAUUGUAAAAAAAACUCCAUCUAAAAUUAAGCAACCACAGCUAAUCUAAUUAUGUAUUUGUUUCUAGGCCGAACUGACAUGCGGAUUAGGUAACGUAAGCCAGUUCCUAAUCAUUCUUUUCAUUCGAUAUUCAUCCUUAUUUUAGCAGCCUUAUAGUGUAUUUACGAAACUACCCCGCAGCGGACUUGAAACCAACGCGACUCGGCUCACUCUCUCUCCAAAUAUAAAGAAGGAGGCCAACCCAGCCAAAGGGGCGUUUUCUCGGCGUUUAAUGUCUGUGCGCGGGUUGGAGUAGUCUGUGUCCGUGUGAGAGGACGAGACAAUAGACAUAUCACACAUAAGCGCUCUUGUUCGGCGAACUGCAUCUCGUUCAUCUCUUCUCCCUUCCCUUUCCCCUCUCUCUCUCCGAAGCUCCAUUCCCGUCUUCCUUCCGCCGUUUCGCCCGAAUCUCUCUGCUGCUGCUCGUCCCAGGCCUCCGUCUGUAUCCACUCUCCGUCAGUCCCUUUGUCUCCCUCUCAGGUAACAAUCGAACAACCCUAGAACUAGCUCCAUUUGAUUCCGAUUUCCUGAUUCUGCAUACGAGCUCCGUUUUACCCCUUCGUUUCUACCUCGUGGUUUAUUCUGAUUGCUUCCAUAUCCGCUUUUGGUUCCAUUCAGGCAAAGAGCUCCUUAAUCCCUCUCCGAGUUUGUACCGUCCAGUUCGAUAACGAUGUUCGGCUCUCCAAAUCGUAAGUGUUCUCUCUUUUUCCAAGUUAGCGUAUCUAUUUGCUUUCUUAUUGUUGCUUCCUGACUAGCGUGACUUGAAUUUGUCGUCCCCUAUGCCUUCACUUUGAUGUGAUUUUCUGCCGAUUCCGGAAAUUUCCUCAUAGCAUGCGUAAUUGCUCAUGUCUCGUUGAGUAGCUGCUUCGAGCCUGGUUGUGAUCAGUCCAUCAAUCUCUGUCGUUGGAAUGCAUUUCCUUUUGUAUAAUAAAUAGUCUUUUAUCCUUGGACUUGCAUUGGCUGUUCUAUUACUAUUUCUCAUUCAAACUACCGCGAUGGUUGAGGCAAUUCAGCUUGUUUUAAAUUUUUGGAGCUUCGUGUUAAAUUUUGUCUGCCAGUAUUGAUGCAUUUUCUGCAUUAUAUAUUAAAUUUGUGCUGAGAUUGCCCGUGUCGGGAGGAUUGAUUGUUAUCGAAUCAAUGGGUCAGCAGUGUGAUUUGUGAUCUGAAUUUGCUACCUCCCCCAUCCUCACAAGAACCCCAAAAGUAAAUUUGCACCACUGAAGAUGUGGAAUCCGACUGACAUCUGUGCUGAGUUCAGUUGCAGUUGGAACUGUUUCUUAUAUUCGUCUAGUUUUAGGGAUUUUUGUCUCUAGUUGGUGUUUCUUAUCAAUUACACAUUUUCAUGAUCUCUGUUAUUUACCAGCUUUUGGACAGACAUCAAGUAGCCCUUUUGGGUCAACUGGCUUUGGCCAGACAAGUGCUCCAACCAGUAAUCCUUUUGCACCCAAACCCUUUGGUAGUCCAACCCCUUUUGGUUCCCAGACUGGCACUUCCAUGUUUGGGGGAACUUCAACGGGUAUGUUCGGCACACCCCAAGCUUCCUCACCUUUCCCAUCUACAACAACAUUCGGGGCCUCGUCAUCUCCAGCUUUCGGGAGCUCAAUGCCUGCUUUUGGAGCAUCUAGCACUCCUGCGUUCAAUAGUUCUUCGUCAUCAUUUGGUGGGUCAUCUGUGUUCGGUCAAAAGCCCGCCUUUGGAGGAUUUGGGUCGAGUACAACUCCUAAUGCAUUUGGAGGCACUAACCAACAAUCCCAACCUGCGUUCGGGAAUAGUUUGUUUGGUUCCACGACACCUUUUGGGGCAGGCUCUCAGCCUGGAUUCGGUGGUACCAGCACGCCUGCCUUUGGCUCGACAAGCACCCCUGCUUUUGGUUCAACAAGCACCCCAGCUUUUGGUGCUCAAAGCACUCCUGCGUUUGGUGCGACAAGUACUCCAGCUUUUGGAUCAACAGCGAGCCCAGCUUUUGGUAGCACAGGAGCAGCCUUUGGUGUGUCUAGUACCCCAGGUUUUGGAUCUUCAAAUACUUCAGUUUUUGGCUCCUCAAGCAACCCGUCUUUUGGUGCUUCAUCUUCUGCUUUUGGGGCUGCAAGCACUCCUGCAUUUGGGGCUUCCAGUGCUCAAACUUUUGGUGCAUCUAGCACUCCAUCAUUUACCUUUGCAUCCAAUUCAGCUUUCGGUCAGUCGACUUCUGCAUUUGGAAGCAGCCCAUUUGGAGCACAGAGUUCUGGGUUUGGGUCCCAGGCAACAACACCAACAUUUGCAAGCUCAGGCUUUGGGCAAGCACCUUUUGGUACGCAGCGUGGCGGAAGUAGGGCAGUGCCCUACACAGCAACUCCUGACACAGAAACCACUGGUACAGGGGGGCAGCCUGGGAAGUUAGAGUCGAUAUCUGCCAUGCCUGCCUACAAAGAGAAAAGCCACGAGGAGUUACGAUGGGAGGAUUAUCAAUCGGGAGACAAAGGCGGUCCUUCCUCUGGGCAACAACCUGGCGCUAUCAGUUUUAAUGCACCAGCAGCACAAUCAAACCCGUUUGCUCCAACAUCUACAUUCCCUCAAACUUCUCCUAAUCCUUUUUCUUCGACGACGGCGUCUAAUCCAUUUGCUCCAAAGGCUUUUGCUCCACCAGCUACCUCAGCUUUCAGUUCUUCACCUUUUAGUGCUCCUACGGCAGCUAACCCUUUUCAGUCGACAUCCUUUCCAUCCUCAUCAAGUGGUCCAUUUGCCUCCUCAUCUCCAUCUCUUUUUGGCCCAUCAAGCUCAUCAAGUUUCGCUUCCACGCCAUCCCUGUUUACAUCCAGUGCCCAGGGAACAACCUCAGCAUUCAACCCUACCAUGGCUUUUCCCAAUAGCUCCUCUACAUUGUUUCAAUCGACCACACCUUCGCUUUCACAAACAGGUUCUGGUUUUGGACCAGCUACUUCUGCCUUUGGACCGAGUUCUACCUCUCCAUUUGGUCCUUCAAAUGCUUUCAAUACCUCAGGAACCUCGCUUCAAGGAAGCCUUUUCUCAAGCACACCUUCUUUAUUUCCCUCAACCAACCCAGUCUCUAGUUCGACACCUUUUCAAUUGCCUCAAUCUAGCUUUGGUAACUUUGGCCAGUCUCAAGGUGGCGCAAGUUUGUUUGCCAACACAUCUGGUCAGAACAAUUAUGGACAACAGUCUAUUGGACAGAGCUCUGCUGCUGUACUUCCAGCACCUAUGACCAAUCCUUUUGGCACUCUCCCAGCAAUGCCUCAGAUAUCUAUUAAUAGAGCUGGAACUACACCUUCUGUGCAGUAUGGGAUCUCAAGCUUGCCUGUUGUUGACAAACCUGCACCUGUCAGAGUAUCCUCCUUAUUGACUUCUCGACACCUGUUGCAAAGGCGGAUUAAGAUGCCUGCAAGGAAAUAUUAUCCCAAACAUGAUGGUCCAAAGGUUCCGUUUUUCAGUGAUGAGGAUGAAUCUCCCAGCACACCCAAGGCGGAUGCCCUUUUUGUUCCUAGGGAAAACCCAAGAGCUUUGGUAAUUCGCCCUGUAGAUCAAUGGCCGUCGAGAGCUGGUGUGGACAAAGUGUCUCCGGUUAGGGAUGUGCAUCAAAAUGGUAAAGUUCCAGAAGUAGCAAUGGAUGGAGAUGAUGUAUCUUCCUUGAAUGGUACCAACAAGGCCAAUGGCAAAGAUAAGAGCCCGGCGGGUGAAAAUGGUGUUGGCAACAAGGAGCAUGUGGAACCGAAUCAGAAACUCAAUGGAAGAGUUCAUCACGAAGAUCAUUCCAGCCUGAAGGAUGAAUCAGACAACAAGAGGCCUAUCAAUGGUCACAGAGCUGGAGAAGCGGCAAUAGUGUAUGAGCAUGGAGCAGAUAUCGAGGCACAAAUGCCGAAACUCCGCCGUCCCGACUAUUACACAGAGCCGCGCAUCCAAGAACUGGCGGCUAAAGAAAGGGCCGAACCGGGUUACUGCCGCCGUGUUAGGGACUUCGUGGUUGGCCGACAAGGCUAUGGAAGCAUCAAGUUUCUGGGUGAGACGGACGUGCGGGGGCUUGAUCUGGACUCCCUCGUUCAGUUCAACACUAGGGAGGUGAUUGUGUACAUGGACGAAGAGAAGAAGCCACCUGUGGGACAAGGUCUGAAUAAGCCUGCUGAAGUCACCCUUCUGAACAUAAGGUACGUCGACAAAGCUACCAAGCAGGUGUUGACAGAAGGGCCAAGGGCUCUAAAAUACAGCGAGCAGCUGAAGAGGAAGACUAAGGAGCAAGGUGCUGAAUUCGUGUCGUAUGAUGCACCGAAGGGAGAAUGGAAGUUCAAGGUCGAGCAUUUCAGCACGUACAGGCUUGUCGAGGAGGAAGAAGAAGAAGAAAAUGUUUGCUGAGGCUCAUGAUGAUUAAUAAUUGGGGUUUGGAGGGUUUGCUAUAUAAGAUUGGAUGGCUUCGAAGUUGUAUAGUAUACUACUGCUACCUCGCAAACAAUAGUGGGCUUGUUUCUUGUUUCUGCUUACCUGUUGCUAUCCUUUCUUCCAGGUCGCUUUUGUUCUGAAGUGAAGUUUCUGGGAGCUUUUGAAUUGGUAUACCUUUCGUCUCCUUUCCCCUUUGUUCCUCGACUCGGGUUUUGUAAUUGUUCAUUUUUCAAACUUGUGCAGGUGGUUGGUUUAAAAUUUAAAUGAACGGAAGAUGGUUCAUUUGGUGACACCAUUGUAUUUGUACCAAUAAUAUAUAGAAUACUGAAAG
Messenger RNA from Linum trigynum, 4952 nucleotides. The record is from the annotation of a GenBank genome assembly. Lineage: Eukaryota; Viridiplantae; Streptophyta; Magnoliopsida; Malpighiales; Linaceae.